Dunckerocampus dactyliophorus (ringed pipefish) is the source of this 6667-nucleotide messenger RNA. RefSeq names its product pleckstrin homology domain-containing family G member 1. Lineage: Eukaryota; Metazoa; Chordata; Actinopteri; Syngnathiformes; Syngnathidae. Gene Ontology annotation, molecular function: guanyl-nucleotide exchange factor activity. The coding region runs from base 575 to 5149 and encodes 1524 amino acids. The transcript has 17 exons. Gene Ontology annotation, biological process: intracellular signal transduction. The record is from RefSeq and is a predicted model, not a curated record.
AGAGCAGAGGCCAUUCACACACUGGCAUUCAAAGCCACUCUUGAACACUUUUAGACACACUCAUGCGUGCAGUGGAUGUGUUGCUACAGGAGGGAAGGAUGAAGAGCGGAGUGAAGGGAUCCCCCGUGCAAACUCCACUGAGCCCAAAGAACACAGUAGCCAGCCUCGCUGAGUGAAUUUCCAGGAGUGGAUUGUUUGCUGCCAGGAGAAGGGAUUCACUAUGAGAGUUUUGGACUUCUAAAAGGAACCUGUUGCUAGGAUUACUUCUUGGAAUACUCAGAUAAUGUGAUGCACUCUGGAAGAACUCCAUCACCUUAAAACAUAUUUUUGUGAGCACAGCCAAGCCACAAUGCCGACUGGUAAGCACAGUGAAACUUUCCCCCAGAUGUUACUUUUUUGAUGGUGACAUCUGGCGCAUAUAAAAAACGAUUACAGCUAUUUGCCGGAUGCAUUGCCACCUGUUCCUGAAGUCCCGGACUCUGGCUCAGCCCUGAGCUCCAGCGACAUCCCGACUCGCUGCCUCCGCAAUCCGGCCUUCCGUUACGCUUCCUUGCGCUAUUGCUCAGCACACAGCAUGGACUCUUCUCCAGACAGCGCCGAAAGGCCAGUCAGCUACAGCUCCACCUCAUCCUCCGCUUCCUCCCGGGACAGUCACUGCUCACUAGGCAGCCGCUCCACACUUGUCCACACCCCUCACUGUAACCCUGUGACCUCAGACCAGGACUCCGGAGCUAUACGUUUGGAGCUGGUUCCGGCCCAGCAGCUGGGAUGCGGAGAGGAGGACAGAAGAGAUGAUGAAGGGCUAGAAACAGGAAGGCAGCCUGAGAGAAAGGGCACUGAACAGGCGGCAACUGAUCAUUCCGAACCGGAGCUGGGUCUUGACAGGGGGGGAGAGCGGAUUGGUCAGGUGCAAGGACCCAGGACAUAUGUGGACCGGGUGGUGCAGGAGAUACUGGACACAGAGAGAACCUAUGUCCAGGAUCUCAGAAGCAUUGUGGAGGAUUACUUGGAGAAUAUCAGUAACCAGGCUCGACUGGCUUUGAGCUCUGAGGAUAAAGGCUCUCUGUUUGGCAACAUCCAGGACAUCUACCACUUUAACAGGGACUUGCUUCACCACCUGGAGAAGUGCAACGCCGACCCUGUGGCCAUUGCAGAAUGCUUCGUAUCAAAGAGUGAAGAAUUCCACAUUUACACCCAGUACUGCACCAACUACCCCAGGUCGGUGGCUGUGCUCACCGAGUGCAUGAGGAACAAGGCGUUGGCCAAGUUUUUCCGCGAGCGCCAGGAAUCUCUGCGGCACUCCCUGCCCCUGGGCUCCUACCUGCUCAAGCCAGUGCAGCGGAUCCUCAAGUACCAUCUGCUGCUUCAUGAGAUAGCCAACCAUAUGGAGAAGGACACAGAGACGUACGAGGUUGUGCAGGAAGCCAUAGACACCAUGCAGAGAGUAGCCUGGCACAUCAACGACAUGAAGAGGAAGCACGAGCACGCUGUUAGACUGCAGGAAAUCCAGAGCUUGUUAACCAAUUGGAAAGGCCCUGAUCUGAUCGGCUACGGCGAGCUGGUCCUCGAAGGAACAUUUCGUCUGCAGCGAGCCAAAAACGAGAGAACGCUCUUCCUGUUCGAUAAGCUUCUGCUGAUCACCAAGAAACGAGAAGAAACCUUCACGUACAAGGCUCACAUCCUGUGCUGCAACCUCAUGUUGGUGGAAGUUAUCCCUAAAGAGCCGCUGAGUUUCAGCGUGUUUCACUACAAGAAUCCUAAACUACAGCACACGGUCCAGGCCAAGUCCCAGCAAGAUAAGCGCACGUGGAUCUUACACCUGAAGAGGCUCAUACUUGAAAAUCACCCUGCCAAAAUCCCUGCCAAGGCCAAACAAGCCAUUCUGGAGAUGGAUGCAAUGCACCAUCCUGGAUUUCACUUCAGCAGUCCUGAUGGCGACAAGAAGGAUUCUUCUCAGACAAAAGAGGGCCCCAGCCCUCGCAGAGGACGCAGGAAAGAACCGUUAUCAAAAUUACUGAAGAAUGCCAGACAGAAUGCUGCCAACACUGAUGGAGAAAAGCGAACAAGUCUGGGCGCAACCCUGCUCUCUCCGGUGUCCCAGCUGGCUCUGGGUACGAUAGGUCGCAGCCGCAGUCUCAUCAACCAAUCACAGGAGUCUUUGGACCCUGGCGACCACUACGACCACAGUGAUAGAGAGGAAGGGGAGGAGCCACAUCAACGAGAUGCUGAUGAUGAGGAUGAUAGCGGCCUUGGAGGUGGGAAGAGGUUGCGAGUCCCAGGUAAAAGCAGUAGGAAGAGGUUGAACCCUCAAGCAUCCGUGGACAGUAUCGAACAGUGGAAAACCUUCAAUAUGAGCGCUUCAGAUCUACAGAGAGCCAGAGAAUCCCUUGUGAGGGACGCAAGUCACCACCCGCCACUUCGCAGAAUCCCUCAUGUCACGGAAGAACCUCCAGAGUCCCAGGUCCCAUCAGUCGUCGUGACAGAUAGUGAUCACUCUGUUCGGAACAUUUGGGCAGACCACCGCGCUCGCAGGGCCAUGUUCCCCACCAGACAGAGAACCAUGCAGCCUGAUGAUGACGACGAGGACAUCUACCAGAUGUUUGUUCCCACGGAACCAAGUGGACCAGAACCUGAGGGAUCCUCAGACAGAUUGGACGCCACCUUGUCUCCGAGGGCGGCCCGGCCAUGUAGCUGGCAUGUGGAACAGCUGCCGACUAUCCAGACUGAACCUCCGUCGAGCGGCAGCAGGGUUCUGCGAAGGGCGAGCAGUGUUGGGGAGAAUGCCACAGACGUUCAGAAAGGUCUGGAUGACAACCAGCCUGGUCACAACCUGGAAGUGAUUCACACAGAGUCCUCUAGCAAUGACAUAUCUGGAUCCUCGUCCGCCGAACAGCUAACGAUGGAUGAUAUUGAAAAUGUAUAUGACAACAUCAGCUAUGAAGAUCUUAAGCGAAUGGGCCUUAUCAGAAGAGAUUCAGAGGAAAUACGGAAAGAACCUUCUUCUGUUGCACACAGUUCGCAUAGCCAAUUAACAAUGACACCUAAUGUUCCAGAGGUCCCAGACACCACAGAGCCCAUCAUCAAAUUAGACAGUUUCAAAGAGACCAACCAGUUCUCAACUCAGGAAGGGAAGCCAGCGGAGACAUCUGAGCUGAAGAUAGUAGAGGAGAACAUCUAUGACACUAUUUGUUUUAGGGAUCCUCCAUCAGUAGAAGGCAAGGGAAUCAAAACUGAUCACCAGAGAGACAGUCUGCUGGAUUCUGAACAACACUUAAGUGGAAGCAUCCGAGCGUUUGUAUCAGAGGAGAGUCUCCGCUUUGGAGACAAUGAAAGAUCAGGAGCCCUGAAUCCUGUUCCGUCAGAGCCAGAGUACUCCUCGUCAUCUGCUUCCAUUGCCUCCCAACAUUCACAGAAAGGAGAUCAAAUGUCAGAACAUGUUGAUGAGCUCUGGAAUGACUUGGAAAACUACAUCAAGAACAACGAGAGGAAAGCCGACCGACUGCCUGCUGCUUUCCCAGUCAGUGCCAGUGAGUCACCCAAGGGGACAACCCCAGUCCAAACCAGUCCUGUGGCGGAUCCACAAGUAGCCAUUCAUUCAACUAAGAACCGCCCAGCACAUCAGACUAAACCUCCUCCUAUGCGCUCGUCACAAUCCUUCACCAUCCCAGUCAUCAACCUGCCUGACCUUCAAAGUGACGGAACCACUGAAGACGAACACCCGAGUCCUGUUCCUAGUCCACAACCUCUUCCAGUCACACCAGAACCCCUCCCGGGCACAGUGAAGAGCAUCCGCAACAGACUGGCUCGCCUCAGUAGUGGCAGCUUCCGACUAGAGGACGACGACCUGGUGGAACUUCCUCCAAAAACCCCUCCUCAGACUGUGAAUCCUAUCAAGGAUCUCCAUAGUUUGUUUCCAGGGCAGCUGGCAGGUCUAGACUCGCCACUGGCAUCCUCCUCUCUCCUGCUGGGCGAGUCAGUGGACUUCCCCCUGGAACUUAUGGACAAAACUAAGAGCCGUGUCUUUCUGAUGGCACGGCAGUAUAGCCAGAAGAUAAAGAAAGCUAACCAGCUGCUGCGUAUGAGGAGCAUGGAUCCUGGGGACUCUUGUGGUCGACCAAGACCUGACAGGAGGCAGAAAGACCUGGCGGCCAUCUUAGAGGAAAAGAAACAAGGGGGAGCUGCCAUAGGUGCAAGGAUAGCAGAGUAUUCCCAGCUCUAUGACCAGGUCAUGUUUAAGGAUUCUUCCGCUACAGCGCACCACAGCCAUCCCGGUCUGUCAUCUUCUCCGUCCAUGCCUGAAACCUCCCUGGAGGAGGAAUGGCUACACUCCACCUACAGCAAUGGGGAGCUUUCCAGCUUCAUGUCUUCUUCUGGCGAUGUGCGCAACGCAAGAGCCUCUUCCACGCCUCAGCGCAAACUUACAACUUCCUGCUCCAUCCCUUCUCUCAAGAUGGCCCCGGCCUCCCCGAGCUCACCACCAUCCCAAAGAUGGAGCUCGUGCAUAUCGGCGCCCAACGAGAAAGAUGAGCAUGUGUACAGUACCAUCAAAAGACAUCCUUCCUCUCCAACAAGACACUGUCAGUCAGUCAGCUCUUUAAGUAGCCAGCAAUUGCAGAAUAACAACCAGUCUGGACUGAAAUGUAAUGGACCUGCUGUAGAUUGUUCCAUCGAAAGACUCCAAGGUCCCUCUAUGGGCCGUGCUGGUCGUCAGAGCAGCCUCCCGGAGAGGUCUACCCAAGGAGAGUCAGAUCUCACCUUACAUGACGGCCAACAUGUAGUUGUCCUGAACAGAGCGUCCGCCUUGAGCAUCCUCACCGCCACCCAGAACUACUUUGCCAACUUUAAGGACAACGGGGACGACGACGACGACUACGUGGAGAUCCGCUCCGAGGACGAAAUCGAACCGGAGCAGGGCGGGAUGACACAGCAAAGUUGCAGCUCAGUGGCGGGCCUUCCCUAUCAAAACAAGGGUCUCGUCCAUUCCCGGAGUUUGCCGUGCACGCCGGUGCACUCCGCUGACCCGCUGAGAUCACUGGAUCGUGAGCAACUGGAGAAGUACCUGUGGAGUGAACCACAGCAGAACCAACCCAAAAUAGUCCAAUCUCUGAGGGAAAAGUUUCAAUGUCUGAGCUCCAGUAGCUUUGCCUAAGUUUAUUAAAAGCCAAAUAUAUUACAACAUAACAAACUACAGACAUUGCAACAGAAAGAGUCCCCUGCUACGACUACUACUGCUACUACUAGUACUACUACAAAGAAAAGGGAAUAUAACACAAAUAUAGCACAAGUUCUUCGUAAGCCAAUUUCUUUGAUUGCAGAGUGCAGAGAUUUUGUAACACUGUACUGUAUAUGUAAAUAACCAUUUUAUGCUUCCGAGUACAGCGCAUAGGACGUUAUUGGUGAACAAUGGAGCUUUGAAUCCUACCUGCAAUCUGCCGUAGCACUUCCAGUCGUCUCAUGAAGUAAUCCCACUACAAUGAAUGGGUUGUGUUCUUUCACUAACGUUACACACAAGGACCUUGUUCAUCUCAAAUCCGGACAUGAUCUUGCUCCGUACAGCCCUUCUCUUGCUCUUUUUAGGUUAUUUUAAAUCAGCAUUUUCAGCACCUAGUCACACGUCAAAAACGUUUAAAAAAAAAAAAAGCAGCUUUCCAAAUUGCAGCAGAUUUGCUACCGAGGCUCACUUUUAACAAGCUUUUUCGUGAUGAAUCUUGCAAAAGUAACGCAGCAAAAUGUUAGACAUUACAAAUUUAAUAGGGUAGGCAUAAUCAAUUUGUAGUGAUUAUAUGUGUCUUAGGGUAACAAAAAAAAGCACGCUGAUAUUUCAGACUACCUUUAAGAAACACAAGGCGUCAUAUUUAUUUUAAACUGCAGCAAUCAAAUGUUUUAUGUGAUCAAAAGGUCAGGGGGCAUCCAUUAUGAAGAGUCAACAUAUGGAUUUUAUUCUGGGACUACAAUGGCUCACACUGAUGGUUUGUUAAAGGACUACAGUGCUGUAUGGUGUUUUACUUCAAUGGAAAGUGAGUGGUUAUGUAUCACACUACUGAUCAACAGUUACACAGGGCUGUUCAUUAAUAGUUGUCUUAGUAUAUUUCAUAUCAGCAAAUCUAGUACACACGACUCAAAGCAUCUUAUUUAUUCAAAAGCAUCCCUAUGAUGACUUGUAUUACUAUUCAUGCAAGGGCAGGUCCAUUACAGGUUGUAAAUGAAAGAUUAAUGUAUUUAUUAAAAGUUUAUUUUGAUUUUGGGGGUGUUAAUUCGCCACAUUCAAAUCAAAUACUGUGAAUUGGUAGUGUUUCUUUUUUUCUUUCAUGCACUGCUUCAUACAAGUUCCAAAUGUAAAGUUAAUAAAGAUUAAAAAGCACAACAUCACGGUAAACUGUUCAUAUCAGCAAACACAAGUUAGAAAUAUGAAGUAUGUUGUUUUGUUUCAUUGUAUAUUUUCAUCCUCGGCUUCACAGGUGGGGAUUGUCGGUCUUCAUUGACUCUUUUUUUUUGCACUUCAAGACGUCAACUUUGUAAAGAUGUACAUUUUAGGAAAGUUAUUCUUGUAUGCCAUAGUGAGCUUUAUAAUGCUUUAAUGUUUAAGUUAAGCGUACUGUAUUUUUUUAACGGCCUAGUUGUCCUUGCUCAACAAAAACAACGUAUUGGAGGUAAUAAAUUCAAAACC